Messenger RNA from Malassezia vespertilionis, 2088 nucleotides. RefSeq lists its product as uncharacterized. Lineage: Eukaryota; Fungi; Basidiomycota; Malasseziomycetes; Malasseziales; Malasseziaceae. The transcript has 2 exons. The record is from RefSeq and is a predicted model, not a curated record. Bases 1 to 2088 code for a protein of 695 amino acids.
AUGGAGGCGCCAUUGCGCGCAGAUGGCAAGAGUCACGCCAGCUUUGAGCAUGCGAACGGCAUGCAUUUGUCUGUGAAUGUAUUUGAUGGAUCUGCGGGCCGUAUUGUGUGUGUGGCUGAUAUUCGAGGAAACAUCCGACUCCUGAACAAGAUUGCCGCCGAGACCAAGGCAAAAGCGAUUAUCCACACGGGUGACUUUGGUUUCUUUACAAACGAAUCCUUGCCGCAGCUGAGCGAGCGGACACUGAAGCAUGUCGUGCAAUACUCACCGCUGCUCUCUCCAAAACUGCGCUCCGCACUGCUGGACAGUAGUGACCGCGGCGCCUCCAUGCACGGCUCUGGCGUUGGAGUGCUUCGUCAGGGCUUGCUGGAGCACCCCGAGGCGGCGCUUUCCGAGCUGCCGCAGCUGCUGGCGGGCAAUAUUGUCCUGCAAGUGCCCGUCUUCACUAUCUGGGGUGCGUGCGAGGAUGUUCACGUCGUGGAGCGUUUCCGUACGCGUGAAUACAAUGUGCCGAACUUGCACAUUCUUGACGAGGAAUCGACGCAGGCGCUGGAUGUCGGCGGCGUGCGCCUCCGCCUCUUGGGCCUCGGUGGCGCUGUAGUCAUGCACAAAUUGUUCGACAAUGGUACGGGAAACAGUACCAUUGCCGGCGCACACGGAUCCAUGUGGACGACUGUGUUGCAGAUUGGCGCGCUAAUCGAGACUGCACAGCACGUGUAUGACCCCAGCGAAGUGCGCCUCCUCAUUACCCACGGCUCGCCCGGCCGCGAAGGGCAGCUGGCGCAGCUGGCGCAUGCUCUCCGUGCAGAUUUCACUUUGAGUGCCGGGCUGCAUAUGCGCUAUGUAACGGUGUACAAUGACUUUGGUGUACACACAAGCCUGGAUGCCUACCGCGCCAAGCUCCUGCACGCCAAGUCGCAGUUCGAAGACGUAUGGAAAAGUGUCGAGGCGCAAGUCGAGGCGACCAUUGAUCCCAGCCAGCGGCGCCUGCUGAGCAAUGCACUUGGCGUAACCCUCCGCGUCCCGCAGCCGUUCCAGGCCGCUGCAGGACUGCAAGGCGCGCGCGACGAGAGCGCUUGGAAGCACAUGUGGCACUGGAACUUGCCCGAUGCGGGCCUCGGCUUGCUUGUGCUGGAUAUUGCGCAUGGGCGCGUCCACACCGAAACUCACAGCCAGGGCAUGAAUUUUUCGAACCGCCGCGAAAAGCCACUGCCUGGCCCGAAAGCCAAUGUAAUGCUGUCCAAGGAGCGUGCGCUUCCCGCCGUGCCCAAGGACCGUUUGCCCUCCAAAGAGCGCUUGGCCGAGCCGCGCUCCACUGUGGAUAACAUCCUGUUUUUGGGCCACAUGGGCGACGCUUUUCCCAUCGCGGAAGACGACGUGCGUGCAUUUUUUGUCGAGCAUGCCGCUGGAAUUACCCAGGUCGUUUUCUUCCCGCUUGACCGCACGCGCCGCUUGGACAAGGAGCGCAAAGAGGAGGUUGGGUACCGUACAUUUGUGCAUGUCGUCUUCAAGGAUGCGUUGGCUGCACAAGCGGCUUUGGCGUGCCGCGGACGGACAAUCAAAAAGACCGACGUCGUGCCUACAUUGGAGCCACUCGCGCGGAAAAAUGGUGUCUCGGACCGCAAGGACCGCAAGGAGCGCGUGCCGAAGGAGAAGCGGGUGCUGCCAGAGGUGACGGCACCUGAGGAAAUUUUUGCGCGCAGUGGACGCACUCGUGGGGGGCGCAGUAUACGCGGUGGGCGCAACAAGGACCGUGCGGCCAAGGAGGGAGCGGUAGCGACCAAGCCUGUUGCCCAAAAUGGUUUGUCGGAGGCGGAAGGAAAGGCAGGAGGAAAGACCGAAGGGAAGACGGACGUUAAAAGCCAGGACGCGUUGUCGGUAGCCGACGGUUCUGAAGCCAAGACGGAGGCCAAGACGGAGGCCAAGACGGAAGCCAAGACGGAGGCCAAGACGGAGGCCAAAAGCACGGAAACCAACGCGCCUGAGACCCACGCCCCGCCGGCCCAAAGCCCGCGAGCUCAAAGCCCGCGAGCCCAAGCCCCUGAGACCAAGGCACCAAUAGAAGCGGCUGGCAAUACCAGUGCCUAA